AUGGCAGCCUGCAUAAAAUCCGACAUUUCAAUCAACUCUGAUUCAAGUGGCUACACUGAUAGCAAUGGUCAUCCCGAAAAAGUUCCUUCCGAGUCUGUUAAAGACAGCUCGGCUUCAUGGGCCCAUGCAUUGCUAGCCUUUCUAGUGGUCUUCUCCACACAAGGAUACUUUAAUUCUUUCGGGACCUACCAAGCAGUCUACACAACUCUAUUACCCGACAUUCCCGCCACGCAAAUAUCAUGGAUCGGGUCUGUUCAAGUCUGCCUUGUCAACUUUCUUGGGGUCUUUGCUGGCCACAUGGCCGACGCUGGUCAUUUUCGUGCAGUAUUCAUUGCCGGCAUGGUCCUUGAAGUUUUUGGGCUUUUUGCAGCCAGUUUCGCGAUCAAUUUCUGGCAGAUAUUUAUCUCACAUGGCCUCUGUGUCGGAAUUGGCGCUGGUUUGAUGUUCGCUCCUACAAUUGCGGUAUUAUCAUCCUACUUCGAGCGACAUGGCUCAUUCGCUAUUGCACUGGCCACUUGCGGUGGUGCUUCUGGGGGCACUGUGUUCCCAGCACUCCUCCGAGAGCUAAUUCCCCGUCUGGGACUUCCGUGGUCUAUACGUAUAGCAGGCUUUAUAGUUUCUACGUUAUUGAUCAUUGGACUGGCCUUCCUGCGACCGAUUCCGACUUCUGGGAAGAAAGUAAAAACAUUUCCAUUCCGUACCCUCAAGGACCUCCACUACAUUCUUUUUGCCAUCUCCGUUUUUUUCGCCUUUUGGCCAGUCUAUUUUGGCUUUUAUUAUGUGAGUUCUGUUGACACACCAUUUCAUAACGCGGAAUUUCCUAAUGGUUGUCCACAGAUCUCACAAUACGCCAAGGACUUUCUGCAUUUUAACUCCAAACAAACUUUCAAUAUCGUGAUUCUAGUGAAUGCAGUUGGAAUACCGGCACGUAUUACCACAUCACUAUUGGCUGAUAGAUAUCGGAUCGUCAAAGAAAUUUUCAUGUGUGGUGUUGCUUUGGCAGCAGUCAUUUUUUACAGUUGGUCGAGAGUUGAGACUCCUGGUAGCCUAUAUGCUUUAUGCACCGCAUUUGGUCUUGUCAUUGGUACCCUUCAAACUCUUUUCCUGGCAGUUUCUUCUUCGUUCGCGAAGGACGAUCACACAAGGGGUGUCCGAAUCGGCGUUCUAUGCACGGUCUCCUCCUUCUCCACUUUGACAGGGCCCCCGUUAGGGGGAGCAAUUAUCCACCUUUCCCAUGAGCAAUACACACCAGCUGCUAUGUGGGCAGGUACCUCAUCCCUGGUAGCCUUCCUGGUACUACUCGGUGGUAAGAUCUACGAGCGUACGACUUCAACGCGAAGCAAUUAG
This is a messenger RNA of Penicillium waksmanii, 1347 nucleotides long. RefSeq lists its product as uncharacterized. Gene Ontology annotation, molecular function: transmembrane transporter activity. NCBI's taxonomy places the organism in Eukaryota, Fungi, Ascomycota, Eurotiomycetes, Eurotiales, Aspergillaceae. Gene Ontology annotation, cellular component: fungal-type vacuole membrane. The record is from RefSeq and is a predicted model, not a curated record. The transcript has 2 exons. Gene Ontology annotation, biological process: transmembrane transport. The coding region runs from base 1 to 1347 and encodes 448 amino acids.